Molecule: messenger RNA, 928 nt
Organism: Danaus plexippus (monarch butterfly)
Lineage: Eukaryota; Metazoa; Arthropoda; Insecta; Lepidoptera; Nymphalidae
Gene: CAPA
Product: CAPA peptides
Exons: 4
Coding region: 3-449 (148 amino acids)
Biological process (GO): neuropeptide signaling pathway
Molecular function (GO): neuropeptide hormone activity
Source: RefSeq, a predicted model, not a curated record
AAAUGCAGUCCAUAGCCGUUGUAUCUCUCUGCCUCUUCUUCUUCACCUCAGUAGUCUCAAGCUCCUAUCAUACAAGUGCCAAAUUGCGUCGUGAUGGGGUUCUCAAUCUAUAUCCAUUUCCAAGGGUUGGCCGCGCCAGUCACACUUGGCAGUUGCCAAUCAAGGAAAAACUGCCCAGUCCAUCAGUUUUAGACCCGGAGUCCACGAAACGUCAGCUGUACGCAUUCCCUAGGGUCGGUCGAGACAUGCCCUUAGAAGAUCUUUAUCAUUACAUAAAACGACAGAGCUUUGAACCUCAAAGUAAGGAAGUUGGGAUGUGGUUUGGCCCACGGCUGGGGAGAGCUUACCAUGGCGAUGACAUUGAAAUGACGGACAAUGAGGCUGAAAGGGGCGAACAAUUGGAGCAAAACGUCUCCGAGCGCGAGAAAAGAAACGCCAAAGAAAUUUAAUUUAAUGAAAUCGUUAAAUCCUUUAAAUUAUAUAAAAAAAAAAAAAAAAUUAAUCAUUAUUGGGCUUUCACGAGUAUUAUUACGAGCUAUAGUUUUAUUAAAACCUACUUCGAGAAAUUUAGUUACUCACUUUACACCUUAAAUCGUAAUUGUGAAAAAUAUUAAAAUUAUUUGCUAUUCCUUUUAAUAAAAAAAUUAUUUUUCACUCGAAAAAUCUCGUCUAAGCUCGAUAUAAUUUAACGAUUGACAUCGCCAAACUCUUUGUAUAUCUAGCCAAAAUUGCUAUGUCAAUUUUAUUAAUAAUCUGUGGCAACUGAAAUACCGCCAUUGUACGCAAUAAGUGUUACCUGUUCAUUUUCAAUAUAAAACUGAUGGAAAUAUUUAACGGCUGGGUGGAUUUUUCUAAUCCAAAAAAAUAUUUCCACCAUUUAAUAUAUGAAAUUAUUUCUUAAAUGUAAUUUAUUAAUAGAUUUAACUAA